This is a messenger RNA of Parasteatoda tepidariorum (common house spider), 12599 nucleotides long. RefSeq names its product DNA-dependent protein kinase catalytic subunit. Gene Ontology annotation, molecular function: protein binding; DNA-dependent protein kinase activity. Gene Ontology annotation, cellular component: nucleus. Gene Ontology annotation, biological process: telomere maintenance; intrinsic apoptotic signaling pathway in response to DNA damage; double-strand break repair via nonhomologous end joining. NCBI's taxonomy places the organism in Eukaryota, Metazoa, Arthropoda, Arachnida, Araneae, Theridiidae. The record is from RefSeq and is a predicted model, not a curated record.
CAUCAUUCAAGAUAAAUCACGCAAAAUUUGAAAACAGUUGUAGGCCGUCUGCUAUGUUGUCAGAAGAUUUUAAUGCUUUUAUUAAGGAGAAAGUUAAUGUAUAAGAAUUAUAUUAUAUUUUGCAAAUAUGGGGGAUUUCUUAGAUUUAAUUCAGAGUCAUUUGGACGCUCUGAAAUUUGCUCAAGACUCUGAUUCGAUCUCUGAAAAAGAAGUUUCUAUCUUAGAGACAAUACAGAAACUUCAUGAUGAUUAUUUAAACUUUGAUUUAAAAGAACAGGAAAGGGAAAUUGGUAAUGCACGAAUUUUCUGCAAUGAUGGAAUUCUUAGUCUUUUAAGAAACCUAUUGAUAGUGAAAGAGCUGAGAAAUGUCAAAUUGAAUUGUUUUAAGUUGCUGAAUGAUAUCAUUGAAAGCAGUGGUUCCAUGAUAGGAGAAUAUGGAUUUGAUAUUUUGGAAGUCUGCAAAAAGUAUAUGAAACAACGUGAUGCUACAGCAGAAGUGAAAAAGGCUAGCAUGAUAACAAUAUCAAAGAUUUUAGAAACUUGUCAUGGUUAUAAUGGAGAAAAGAGAAUUGAUGUAAAGUCUCUUAUUGAAGAUUUGUUUUUUCAACUCACUACGGGGGCAAAAUUGUCUCCUAAAGCUAAGGAAGAAGUUUUAUGCCUCAUAGGAAUCAUUGCUCACUAUUAUCCUGAAGAUUUUAUUCCUUAUCAAGAAAGAGUUUUGUCUAUGUUUUUACAAGAGCUUAAAUCUCAAAUGAGUGCAAAAGUAAAAGCUUUUAAUGUUAGCACAGUUGCUGGUUGUCUGUUGGGAUUGAAGGAGUAUCUUUAUAAUUUUUCUGUUAUGUGUUCUGAAGACACUGAAAACUCUUAUUUUAUUUUUGACACCGCACGAAAGCUUAUUUCAAACACUGAGAAAUUUUCUUCAAAGUCAUCAGCUAUAACAAGAGCUGGUCUUCAGUUGUUAGCAGCUCAUGCUAUUCAAUUUAAUGAUUUUAUUUUUGAAGAUUGCAUUGAUUUAUAUGAAGUUUUAUUACAAUGGGUGAAACAUCAUAACAGAGAGAUGCAAAAACUGGGAAAAGAAGCUGUUGUAGCUGUACUGAAAGUUACAUCUGAAAUGAUGAUGUCUCAAUAUGAUGAAAGAAAGGACGUUUGCUCUAAUAUCUUCAAGUAUUUUAUGAAUUGCUUUCGGGAUAUUUUUCUGGACAAGAGUACUACUUCUAAGGAGUUGCAGAUAGCUGUGAUGGGAUAUGGUCUCUUUGCUGGUCCUUGCAAAUUAUGUCUGAGUGAGGUUCAAGUGAAGAAAAUGUUGCAGAAUGUUAUCCAAAAAAGUGAACAUGAAUUUUUUAGUGGUGGGAAAGAUAUUGAUGAUAAAAUAGUAGGUCUGAAUUACUAUAUUGAAGCAUUAUCUUCCAUUGUGUCUGUUACAGAAUGUAUGACAGAUAAUAUCCUGAUUUCACUGGAAAAGUUAGUUGUAUUUCAAAUUGAUAAGUUUCCAAAAGUUCCUACUGCAUAUAACUUUAUUGUAUCUAAAGCUAUUAUUAGAAUGUUUCUAGCUGUUUUGCCUAAACGAGAUAUGUUCAUAGGAUUUUUAUCACAGAUAGUGUAUCAAGGUAUUGUAAAAACAUGUUCACACCCUGUUGUUGUUGAGGCAGAGGCUAUGAAAGACAGCACUACUGGAAAAGAAGAUAAUCAAAAGAAUGACAAUUUCAUUUCUGCAUCUAAAAUUAUAACCUAUAAAGAUUACCUGACUUUAUGGAGAGACAUGCUAAAUGUUGUCCGUUUCAAAGAGCUAAACUCUUUAAACAUACCUUUAGAAAGAAGGCAGUACCUAAUGGAAUGCAUUUAUGAUGAAAUAAUCAGGUCCAGCCUAAAUCUUUUAAAUAAAUUGGAUUUAUCACUUCAACAGCCUGAGUUUUAUGGAAAAGAAGAUGAUAAUGAGUCUGAAAUAUCUUGUGAUCCACUUCAUGGUGUUCAACCUAAUAAUAUGAUAGAUUAUUACAUUUUUAUAAAUCUUGUUGACUUUUUAAGGGACCUAUUGAGUCAUAGUUGCACUGAAUUGUUCUCUAAAUGGGUAUUUGUCUUUGGGAAAGAAAUGAUCUUUUAUGCUGUAAAGUAUCCUUUUCAUAGUGGAUUUUAUAAACUUAUUUCCAUGAAUUUGUCGAUUUGUUCAAAAAUUGGAUAUUUCAAGACUCUGUCUUCAAAUACUGAAGAAAUGUCUCAGGAAUUUUCAAAUGACCCUGGAAAUUUAGUCCCUCAAAGUUACACAUUAUUUUCUAAAUUUGUGAAGGAAAUUGCAGUGCAGCAUACACAAUUUAGAGAUGACUUAUUGGCUUCUUGUCUUCAAGUUAUGCUGGUUCUCCCCAUGGAAAUAGUCGCAAAAGAAAUCCACUCUUUAAUUCCAGCUCUUGAGAGUGCUUUAAAAUUGGGACUCAGCUAUUUACCUCUGGCUGAAAAAGCUGUUAAUGCCUUGGAAAAAUGGUCAACAAAUUUAGAAUUAAAUAUUUUGAAGCCUUACUUUCCAAGACUUUUACCAUUACUCAAUUCAUAUUUGCUGGUCACUGCUGCAGAAGCUGGAAGUGUCUUAAGCAAUGAGAAACGACCUACUAAAAAAGCCUACAAAAUGUCUGUGAAAAGUAUGAAACGAUCAAAUAAAAAUACAUCAUCUGAUAAUUCCUUGGAAGAUCCUGCAUUAGGACGUAUUCAGCUACAGAUCUUGAAGUAUUUAGGACAACUGGGGGAAAACAAUGUUGCCCUUUUGGAACAGUCUCACCAAAAAGUUGAUGAAGUUGCCAUUGCAUGGGAUCCUUUAUGCAAAAAUCAUUUGAAAUAUUCUGUUCCAUUUGUUGACAUGAAACCUAAUGUCUAUUUCGAUGAGUUUCUUCCACGUAUAUUAGAAAUUGCUACAAAAUCAAGUGUGAGACAAGUAAAGGUUGCUGCUUGUGAAGCUCUGCAUUCUUUAGUUCUAUUUAUGAUUGGUCAGGGUAGCAUGUUACCUGAUAAUCUCCAAGAAAAAUAUUCAAUGGAAGCAUUGUAUGAAAAAUUAUUUCCUGGUUUAUUGGAGCUGUCUUGUGAUGUUGAACAAGUUACUAAACAACUCUUUAGUCCACUUGUAUUACAAAUGAUUCAUUGGUUUACUUGUAAGAAAGUUUCUAGUACACCUGAAUCAUCAGUAAUAUUACUUAGUUUAUGGGAUGGAGUAACAAAUCCGAAAAGUGCUGCAUUGCGUGACUUUAGCGCUAUUUGCUUGAAGGAAUAUUUUCUCUGGUCUAUAAAACAAUCUUCUGCUGAGUCCAAGCCAGUUGAAAGGCUUUUAAGCAAGCUACAUAGUUUUUCGCUUCAUCCUAAUUCAUUUAAAAGACUGGGUGCUGCCUUAACAUUUAAUAGCUUGUACAAUGUCUUCAGAAAUGAAGACUUUCUUGUGCGAAAGUACACACUUCAACUGUUGGUUCUUUUUGUGGACAGUUUAGCUAUUGCACACACUGAUAGCAGUUCUUUAAGAACUCAAGAACAAUGUGUAAAUGCUUUAAAUCAUUUAGAGAAAAUUAUUGUGGUAAAACAUUCUCUUUUUAUUAAAUCUGAAAAGUCAAGGAAAAAACCUGAGUGCCUGGAAGAGGCAACUUUACAGUGUAUUGUGCUGUGGCUGUUGAAACAGUGUGGCUGUGUACAAACUGAAUGUCGCCAUAAAUGUAUGGAUUUGGUUAUUAAGUUUGCUCCUUUUAGUCCAGGUUCUCAAAACCUUUCCUCAUUUAUAAUUACAUACGAAAAUUGUGGAAAGAACAUUAUUGAGGAUGUGUUUGAAGCUAUUCUGCAAGAUAGUUUACAAAGUGCUUUAAAAAACCAAGUUUCAUACAAAUCUUUAUCAAGAUGGCUUGAAGCUCUCCAAACUUCCAUGGAAUGCUAUCAGUGGGCUUUUUCGAAGCAGCUGAUGCUACAAAAUAUGCUUUGUGAAGAGAAGAAUGCGUCAUUGAUAUCGUGCAUAAAAGUGUUCAAUGCUAUUGAACAUUUCCUUGAAAAUAUAGUAAAAGAACCACUUACAGCUUUGAUAAGCAAGCAUUAUAUUGAGGAAAGUGAUGUUUUUAUACCUGGGGAGACUCUAAAAUAUAAUCGAUUGAAAUGUACUGUUUUAAUUCGUCUUUUAAAUUUCAUCACAUCGGUGUUUGCUACUGAUGCAAAGUGGUUCCAUGAUAAGUUUCUCAAAGUUUUGUGGAAUUCAAACUUAUGGGAGUUAAUUUUGCUGUUAGUUGUCAAUCCAACUUCUUUAGGAUUUGAAAUGACGGAUCCUGAAAUCGCUACUAAAUUACCAAUGGAAGUAUCAAUUGUGGUUUCAAAACUUUCCAAAAAGUCAGAGUUCCAUGCCUUUUGUUUGGAAUAUUUGAAAUCUAAAAAUGGGUGCAACUUAGAAAAACUGUUGCCUUUAAAAUUAUCGGAUCCAAGGUGCAACUCCUUGCAAAUGACAGAACUCCUAAAUGGUUAUGAUUUACUGUUGAAAAAUGGAUUUCAUGCUAAUGACCUUUUUAAUAACCCUGACAAAAGUUUGAAUAAUUUGUUAGAUUCAAUAUGGACUGAUUCCAGUAUUUGCUGUAUUUCAAUCAAUAAAAAUAUAGCAUUGAAUCCUGCAAGUUUGAAUUUAGCUGAGAAAAUUUUAAAAGUGGCAUAUAAAAUGGAUUUACAGGUGCAAAACCUUGCUAAAGCACUGCUGGAGACAACUAAAGAAGAACAUUCUAAAUUAGUUGUUACCAAGGGCUUACUUGUUUUCAACUUAUUUACCAAUAGCAUUUCUUUGUUUGCUGCCAAAUCUGCAGAGAAUUUUGUGAAAACCAUUGCAAGUAAUUUGAACCAUCAAUCAUUUAAUGAAAUUUCAAUCCUGUUGAAGUUUAUUGAUUGUGUAGCCUGCUCUAAGAUUUUAAGAAAAAAACAUGGAAAGCAAGUCAUUGAUGCAUUCUUAAAUAAUUGGAAUUCAGUCUGUGUUUGGUGGAGAGAUCAUCCAGAUAUUGAUAGUAUCUAUUCGGUUCUUUCUUUGAUGACUAAAAUGCUUUUGAUUGAUUCAAAGGUGGCUCUAAAUGAGUCCAAUCAAUUUUCUAUGUCCAUUCUGCCAACAUAUUUGACUAUGUUGUCAAAAGAAAAUAACACCAUGGAUUUUAUUGUUCAUGCCUUGGAUAUUUUACCUUUUUUUUGUGAAAGCUCCACUAGUUCUGAGAAUAGUACAAACUUAAGGUCUCACUUAGAAGAAAUGAUGGUCAAUCACUUUCCUUUGCAAAGUACUGAAUUUGUUCCAGGGAGUUCUGCUUACCAUACUUACAUAUCUGCAUUGAAAAAUAUGCUAUCUGCUUUGUCUCUGACUGGAUGUGGCUUUCUUUUUGAAAUUUUAACCUCCUUCUUCUGUAAAGAAAGUGAACAUGUCUUGGAAGUAAAUUUUCUCCAGUGCAUUACAGAUAUGUUAAAAAGCAAAUCUUCAAGCCAUCAUCAACUUUAUGCAGAUAUUGUUUUCUCUCUUAUCAUGAAGAGUGGAUUUGACUCAAAAUCAGAUGUUUUGCUGAAGAUUGUGAAUAAAGUUCUAAUACUUGUGAUGCAAAAUAUAUCUUUAACUUCUUUCAUCAAUUUCUUUUUAUCUCACAUUAAAGAAAUUAUGAAAACAGUAAAAGAAAAUUUAUCACUGGCAUCUGGUGUAAAAGACAUUCACUUGGUUAAAAGAAUUUGUUGUUUUAAGCUUCUGGAAUUGAUGUACAGUACCUUAAACAAGGAUCUUCUUCACAGUAAAGAAUCUCAAAUUGUUGAGACGUAUUUGGGUCGGAAACCUGAAGUUGGAAAUGAACUAAGCACUGAUAUAACUAAGCUUACCUUGGAAUUCAAAAAAUUUAGCUAUGAGACCGAGCCAGAAUAUAAAGUUUUACUUCGAAAAUUGAAUUGUGCAAAAUAUUGUGCACUGAUUGCUGUAGUAUCAUGUACCCAGAAUGAACUUAAGUUUUACAAUGCAUUUCUUUUCAAAGAAAAUCCUGCUAAAAAUGAAUAUAUAUGGAAGCGAAUUGUUGAUGAAGACAUAAAAUUAACAUUUUCAAUGGAAAUUGAUGAUUCUGUUGCAAAAAAGAAUAAAUUUCUUGCAAUAAGACAUCAAAUCAGAAAAGUGUUUGAUAAUGAUGAGUCUGAAAGAGACAUAUCUGGAUUUCAGUCCUCUUUACAAAUUUUUGGAUCUGAAAACUUGGAACUUAGCAGUUUAGCUGAAGAUGUUAGUAAAUUUGUUUUUACAACAAAUGAGCAGAUUUUUAAACCGGAAGGAAUAAAUGAGCUGAAUAAAAGUGCAGAUAAUAUGUCUUCAAAGAAUACAUAUGUUGCUGAUUACCUUGAACUUGAUGAUUUGCUGAAUCAACAUGAAUGCAUGCUGAGUAUGCUGUCUCUCAUUAGAAGUAUGAAAAACAAGAGCUUUAUAUCAGACGAAAAGGCUGGUGCACCUCCUGCUUGGUUGUCUGCAAUUGUUCAGAGCUUGGAAGACAGGAAAUCAAGUGAUAAUGUAAAAUUGUUCUUGGGACGUUUUAUUACAAAUAAUGCAGAGCUGUUUCAACCUUAUGCUGAAUUUUUGAUGGGACCUAUAUUAAAUUUAAUAGUUUUAGGCACAGCAGGAUUUAGUCUAAAUUAUUUUAUUUUGGAUGUUAUAAUAACCACUCUGUCAUGGGCAUCUGUUGCCAUUCCUCAGGGUAAUGAUAUGCUGAAGGCAUCUGAAGUGUUAAAAUUUGUUAUGAUGAAUAUUGAACACUCUAGAAGAGAUAUAUUUCGAAAUAACUUAGAAUUGGUUAAGACAAUUUUAGAAUGUUGGAAAUCCUUAAAAAUACCAUACAAUGUAAUUUAUGAGAAAAUGAGUGAUUUUUCUCCAGAAAGUAAACAGAAUCAUUUUGGAAUACAAUUGUUGGGUGUAGUUUUAUCUUGUGAUUUUCCUCCUUAUGAUCUUCAAGAUGAAGCAGAAGGAUACAGUUUUCUCACUACACUCUUAAAGAAUUUAUCCAUGAAGUACAAAGAAGUAUAUGGUGCUGCUGCAGAAGUGAUUGCCUUAACUCUUCAAUAUAUUUCUAAAUCUGAGACAGAUAUUUUGAAGAACAAAUUCUUUUUGAAAGUUUCUCAAGUGCUGGACACAAUGAAGCAUAAAGAAGAGAGCAAGUUUCUUUACUGUCUCAAUAAAAUCCAUUCUUCCUGUCCAAAAAUUGCAAAUAAGUUUAUUCCUCAUCUGUUGUUUUUGUAUUCUCGAGUCCAUGGAAUCUACAAGAACUACAUAUUAGAAAUUUUUUACUCAAGAGUACUAGAGUUUGAAAAUAGUUAUCAAGAACUGAAGCAUAUUGGUGUGUUUGAAAACUUAGAAAAAAAGAAUGACAUCAUUCAACACUUAUCACUUCAGACACUAGAGAAGCUUGUUCCUAAUUUAUCAUGUGAUGAUAUUUUGCACAUAUUGCCAAGCAUUGUUGGAAUUCAUACUCAACCAAAUUCUCAUAGUCGUCUUGCAUUAUUUAAAAUUUUAUUUCUACUUUUUGAAAAAUUUAGUGACAGUUCUGGUGCUAAAGAAAAAGAAAUCACGAGGUAUUCUCGGGAAACCUUAUUAAAUGGCCUUGCCGACCCUGAUCCUUCUAUUCGUCUUAUAGUUGAUAACUUUUGGAGUAAUGAAAAGAGAUUACCUUUGGGCACCGUAGAAAGAUUGAUUGCUCUCAUGAAAAACAUGUCCUCACCAGUUACAGAAGAGUCAUUUUUGCAAUACUCCACCUUCCUUCUAUUAGAAAGAACUUCAUACAGUCCAGAUUACAAGAGAAAAAUUUUCGAAUAUCCAUUGUCUCAGUGUAACUUUCAGGCUUACAAAAUACAAACAUCUGCUCGUAAAAGGCAUAUGGCUAUGUCACCUCUUUUUACAGAAACAGCGACUAGUUCAAUCUAUUCUAGUCUUAUGUCUUUAGAUGCCUCUGAUUUAACUUCCUUUAGGCAUGAUUUAAAAUUAAAAGCCACUCAAGUCAACAUUGAUUUUCCUGAAACAUUAGAUGUUAAUGAUGAUGUUAAAAAAAGAGAUACAUAUAACUGGCUGACAGAAAAAAGUUUAGAUACAUUUGCACCUCAAAUGUCAUCAGGUGAUUCUGGCUACAGUAGCUUUACCAACUCUCCAGUCAAGACCCAUCUUUUUGCAUUGAAAAAUGAAAACAAAUCUACCAAAACCAAAUUUCAAAUAGAUUUAGAUGAAAAUGAGAAGAACAAAGAAAAAAAAUCAACUACUUGGAUGUUGAAAAAAAGAUUUCUGAAAGACAAAGCAAAUUCUGAAGUUUUUGCUCGCCAAGAGCUAAGACGCCAAGAUAGGCGAAAAGAAAUUUUGAAAGAUCAGCGAAGUCAUAGGGAUGCACAAGUUACAAUGUAUCGUCAGUAUCGUAUAGGAGAGUUACCUGAUAUUGAAAUCAGCAAUUCAGCAAUUAUUCAGCCUGUGCAAGCUCUAGCAAUGAAUGAUGUCAGUAUUGCUAAACUUUUAUUAAAAUCACUUUUGUCUGCCAUAUGUACAUCAGUUAAAGAAGAUUUUCCAGAAGGAUUUGAAGCUUUUUGUGCACAAAUUGGCUCUUGUUUUGAAAACAUUCUUCAAAAAAGCUAUUUGUAUUUCCCACCUUUAAUGUCCUUUUGUUUGGAAACCUUGAAUGAUUUCCCAAAUAUAAGGUUUGAUGUGGAAACUGUGUUCAAUGCUUGUAUUGGAAGCAGUCAGCAAAGUAUAGGAAUAUUGUUAUUGGAGACACAGUUAUUGGACGGUCUUACAGUUGAACCUAAGCAAAAGAAAAUCCGUCAUGAAAAGCACAUUUUUACUCAAGAAUCCAACUAUUGGAUGAAGUUAGCUGAAUUAUAUAGAUCCAUAAAUGAUUAUGAUGUUGUGAAUGGAAUUUUUUCUUUGACAAUGGGCAAAAGAGACGACAACAAAAGAGCUCUGCAGCAUGAGUGCUUAGGACAGUAUUUUGAAGCUGCUAUGCUCUAUAAUAAGCUAUAUGAAGAGGCAUCAGAUGAGCAUGAUCAGGCUGAAAAAGAUUUUUGGGACAAAUCUGUUUUGAAUUGCCUUAAUAAGUUAUCAAAAUGGGAGAAUUUGGAAAGUGCUGCUCAAUCUCGCUUUAUGAUGGAUGAAUCAACAAGUCUAUUACAAAUAUGGGAAGAUCAAUACAUGAAAGAUGUUUAUUUACCAUACUUAGUUCGUUCCAAGUUAAAACUGCUUCUAAAUGGCAAGAGUGACCCAUCAUUACUAAACUUUUUUGAUGAAUCCCGUAAAGAUGACGAGAAUAAAACACACUUAGAGAUUCAUUUCAAUGAAGAAUUAGCAUUACUAUAUGUAGUGCAAGACAAGUUUAAAAUUGCUCGGCAGUACAGUUCAUCUUGUUUACACAAAUUUCUGAAGGAAUGGCAAACCCUAAGUCAAGUAGCUUUAGAAAUGCAGCACUCAGUUUUGCAAAAUUUGCAAAAAUAUGUUGAGUUAGAUGAAUUUUUAAAUUUAAUAGAUCGAAACAACUCCUAUCAAUAUAAAUCUGCAAUAAAAACUUUAAAGUACUGGCAAAAACGACUACCUAAUGCAAUUGAUCCAGUUGACAUAUGGGAUGAUGUAAUUGCAAAUAGACAAUUGUAUAUACAGAAAUUGGGAGAUAAAUUCGGCAAUCAAGUUGAAAAAAUGGAAGUUUCAUUGUCUGAUAGUUUGAAUAAUGACAGCAUACAUGAAGAUGAUUUUAAAAGGAUUGCUUUAAAUACAUCAGUUCACAUGAAGAUACGUUUUGCUGAAAACUGUGCUGCAAAAGGAAAUUUUCCAGUAGCAGUAUCCACUUUGAAAAAUAUAUAUAGAGAUUCUCGUUCUCUUGAUGGAUCGACCUGGUCAAAAUUCAUAGAAGCUUAUUGUUCUGUUAACAAUCAAAGAGUAUUGCAAUCUCACUCAGAGAAAAGCUUAGAUAUAGCUGUUGGUUCAUAUAAACAAUUAGGUGAGCUAGAGAAGAGAUGCGGUUCAGGUGUUUCCCAAAAAAAAUUGCUUAGUGAAACUUUAGAGCUCAUUGCUAGAAUGUUUAUGAAAGAUAAAAGUUUAUUUGAUACUAUUACAAAUGAAAACAUGGCUGUUAUUUCAUCCUUAUCCAAUGGAAAAUCAGAUCUAACAGAGAUAGUUUCUGAAAUUCUAGACCAAAGCUAUUCCUCUUUAAAGAAUAUAACCAUGGGUACUUCAGGUCUUGCUAACCCUGUAAAUGACACAAACAGAAAAAGUGUUGCUGCUGCACACAUGGAGUUAGCAAAUUUUUGCAACCGAUACUUGUGUGCUGAAAAUGCCAAAAAUUUUGAUCUUAAAAAGAUUCCAUCAUUCAAUGAAUUCCCGAGAAUUCUUAUCGAAUCCCUUCUUGAUGCUUUGAAGUAUGGAUCCACAGAUGCUCAUCUACUCUUUCCCAGACUUCUACAAAUCAUUGAAAAUAAUCCAUCUUGUCUUCAAGUGUUUGAGGAAAAAGUUUCAAAAAUGCCAUGUUGGUUGUUUAUUGGAUGGAUUGAUCAAAUGGUUGCCUUAUUAGACAAACCAGAGGCCAAAGCAGUUCAAUGCAUUAUUGAAAAAAUAGCUCUCACCUAUCCCAAUGCUAUUAUUUAUGCAUUUCACUUAAGUUCUGGAAGCUAUAAGUUUUCAAAUUCGAAAUCAGAUAGUUCUAAUAAGAAAUUUGUUGAUAAAAUAAAAGCAAUUCUGGAAAAAGAAACAUUGAUAACUGAUUUUGUUACUGCUCUUGAUCACCUUAGUGUUCCCUCAGUAAUUUUCAAGGACUAUGUGAAUGAGUUAGUGCAAUCAGUAAGUGCUAAAACUUCUGCAGACAAGGUGAAAGAGAUUUUUACUAGAAUAAAUGAUAAAUUAUUCAAUCCAAAUGCUGCUGAAAAAAAUAGAAGAGUUACUAUAGGACCUCUUCAUAAAAAAUUUUCAGAAGAGUUUAAAGACAAGUUUCUAGCAAUCUGUGGAAAAGAUGGCUGUAAGCUAAUGAAGGAGAAGGAGUCUAAGGUAGCUUUGAAAGCUUUAUCAGACUUAGUUGCAGAAGCUAAGAAAAAGGAUAAAAAAUUAUCAAGUUUAAAAGAUGCCUCUCCUUGGCUAUAUGAAUUUCAGCAAUGGAAGUAUUCUUCUCAAAUAGAGAUUCCUGGUCAGUACACAGGAAGAAGUAAACCAUUGCCAGAAUACCAUGUGAAAAUAGCAGGUUUUGAUGGAAAGGUUUUGGUUUUAUCUUCAUUAACUGCUCCUCGUCGUAUUACAAUAAGAGGCAAUGAUGAAAAGGAGUAUAAAAUUCUUGUGAAAUCUGGUGAAGAUUUAAGGCAAGAUGCUCGGAUUCAACAAAUGUUUUCUGUAAUGAAUGAAAUCUAUGCCAAAGAUGUAAAUUGUGCUCAGCGACAUCUUUACCUUAAGACUUAUAAAGUAGUUCCUUUAAGUACCAGACUUGGUUUAAUUGAAUGGGUAGAUAAUACUACUGUGUUAAAUGACUUCUUGAAUGAUGGCAUGUCUGAAACAGAAAGGAAGCAAUUUUAUAAGCGAGAUGGAAAUCUUGCUCAGUCCGAAAUCUUGCAGUGGGACAGAAAAGCAGAAAACAUUGCUUCAAUGUACCAUUCUUUUUACAUGAAGAAAACACGUGAGGAGUGCAUUCAAAAAUAUGAAAAAAUUGUCAAUUUUGUACCAAAAAACCUCCUCAAAAAAUCAUUUCUGAAACUUAGUUCCUCCCCUGAAGCUUUCAUAGCUUUGCGUACCAAAUUUGCUAAGUCUCAUGCUGUGAUAUGUAUUUCUCAGUGGAUAAUUGGUAUAGGAGAUCGUCAUUUGGGCAAUUUCUUAAUUGACAAAACAAGUGGAUGUGAAAUUGGGAUUGAUUUUGGUCAUGCUUUUGGUUCAGCUACUCAAUUUCUACCUGUGCCAGAGCUAGUUCCUUUCCGAUUGACUCCUCAAUAUCUUCAGCUUAUGGCUCCACUCAAAGUGAAAGGAAUCUAUGCGGCCACUAUGAUUCAUGCACUUAAAGCUAUUUCUACCAAACGAGAUUUGUUAUUAAAUGUUAUGGAUAUAUUUAUAAAGGAACCAACACUAGAUUGGAUGAAUUUGGCCAAUAAACAGAAGCAAAUUAUGGGAACACAUAAUGAAGGCAAAGAUGAUUGGUUUCCUAGGCAAAGAAUAUUAAUUGCUCGCAAGAAAUUGGAAGAAUUUAAUCCUUGCUAUAUUACAAGAAAAGAACUUGAACUUGGACAUUCUAUGCGACCUUGUUUCCAAAAUAUGGUUUCUGUUUGUAUUGGAGAUGCAUCUCACAAUCUACGGGCCCAGCUUAAAAAGUCUGGAUUAUCAGUAGAAGAAAAGAAUGAAUCUCUUAUUGAUCAAGCUACAGACCCGUAUCUACUUUGCCUUACAUAUUUUGGGUGGAAUCCUUGGAUGUAAAUAUUGUUUGUUUAAGAUUAAGAAGAUUGUUUUCAUUCAUUUUAACUUCGAAAAUUUUCAUUAAUUUAUUCAAUGUUGAUCCAUUGUAAUUCAUAAAUUUUUAAAAUAUGUAAAUAUUAUUUUUUUAUUCUUUAAAUAUAUUUUACAUCUUUUGUAUUGUCUUUACUUGGGUAACUUUAUUUGUUUGUUUGUCCCAAUCAUAGUUAUU